Brassica napus (rape) is the source of this 837-nucleotide messenger RNA. RefSeq lists its product as uncharacterized. The transcript has a single exon. Bases 1 to 837 code for a protein of 278 amino acids. The record is from RefSeq and is a predicted model, not a curated record. Lineage: Eukaryota; Viridiplantae; Streptophyta; Magnoliopsida; Brassicales; Brassicaceae.
AUGAAUAAGAAGGAUGGGACUACAAAAUCUGUAAAAGAGAUAAUAGCAGAGGGUUACAGAGGAAACACAGAGGUCUCAAAGCAAGUAGUGGAGGUUCCAGAGCACACAACCGAGAUAUCAAAACAAGUCGUGGAGGUUUCAAUACAAACAGAGGAGGUUCCAACAAUUGAGGAGCCUCAAAAACAAAUAAUGGAGGUUUCAAAAGAAGUAGAGGAGGCAUCAAAACAAACUUUGGAGAUAUCAGAACUUGAGGGGAUGGAGUCACAACAGACAGAGAGGGUCCAAGCCCAAACUGGAAAAGCAGUGGAAGUAGAAAACAACAUGAAAGUAAUAACAGAGAAGGAAAGGGAGGACAACGAAGAUGAGAUAGAGGAGGGGGAAUUGGUCACAGAUUGGGCUAACGUUACUCCGGGGAAAGCCAGUAGAAGUCCGAAAGCAACACUCAAGUAUGGUCAGGUGAGAAUUGCGACACCCUCACGGUACUCAGCUCUGAACGACAUAGAUGACAACAGAGAGUUGCUGAGCCAAGGAAAGGAGAUAAAUGCAGUAGACAAGGGGAUGGAGACUCAGGAAGUGGAGGAAAAUAUCGAUAUUGCAUCUCUGGUGGAGGUUGAGACUACCGUAAAUGCAGUUGAAAGAAAAGAGGAAACAGUCAGUGUCAAGCAAGAUGAAGUAACAACUGCAGUAGGCGGAAGCUCAAUGCAGGGAACUACUCUUCUUCUUUCUUUACCAAGAGUCUCAAAGACAAAUCACCGGGUCAUUCCUGAGAUCUCAGGCAAGGACUCAGAACCUCCUAGUCACCUAGGAAAGCGAAGUACUCGCAAAUCUUCUCAAUGA